This is a messenger RNA of Cinara cedri, 8796 nucleotides long. NCBI's taxonomy places the organism in Eukaryota, Metazoa, Arthropoda, Insecta, Hemiptera, Aphididae. The record is from the annotation of a GenBank genome assembly.
AUGAGCGGUCCCGAAUCGAAACUAAGCACGUUCAUCACAAAGCAAGUAAGAGGAAUUAUAUAUGUAAAUAACUUGUAUCUGUAUAUAAGUAUACGGCGUUAUACUUUUUUGUAAAAGUAACAAAUUACCCUUAAAAUAAAAGUAAAAUGGUUGUUACUGUAUUAUAAGGAUUGUAAUUCUUAAAAUACCUAACUGCUGUUAGUCUGUAUGCAAUAAGCCUGAAAAUUAGUAGGCCGUUUGGAAAAAUAAUAAGUAGUUCGCUAACAGGCUACCCCAUUGCAAAGAGUCUAAAGACUAAUUAUCCAUAUGGCUUACACAUAUACAAACAUUUUAUCAUAUAAAUUAAAUCGUUAAUUUUAGACAAUUUUAAUAUUUCUUUAAUUUAAUUAAUUCUAACAUAAAAAAAAUACGAAAUCAGAGUUUUACAAAAUCGAAAUAAAACGAAUUACUGGAAUUAUUAUAAUAAUGAUCAACAUUUUAAUAUUUUUAAAAAUUACAUGAUUUAAUAAUAUUAAUGAGAGACCUGAGCCUGCUAAUUUGCAUUGUAGACAUGAUUGAUUCUAUGUUUGAUAUUUGAUACUGCUACAUAAAUAAAUAUAUAAAAAAUUACAUAAAAUUAUAAAAAUGGUUUAUAACUUUUUAAUUUGGUGUUAAAUUAUUGGCGAGCCAGCCUCUAAUAAAAUUUCUCGACUCCCAGAUUGCACACCACUGCUAUAGAGUUUACUUUUCUGAAUAUUUAAAUGCAUUACACAUUUAUGUCCGACGAAUAGUUUCUAAGUAACAGCCGUUUUAAAUUCUACUAAUCCGUGUGAAAACCUAUGUCAUCUGUUAACCGCGGUUAGGUUAUUCCCUAUAUAACAUCGGUUUUCACACGGAUUAGUAGAAUUUGAAACAGCUGUUGUUUAGAAACUAUUCAUCGGAUAUAAAUGUGUGAUUUUCAUCAAAAUAAAUUCUACAGAAUGGCUAUCUUAAAAUUUUCCGAAAAUAAUAAAAUAAAAAAUUAAUUUUUCUACUAUACUAAAAAAAAAAAAAAAUCAAAAUUGUAUUGUCUCCGGAGAUAUUCAAGGGGUGUACCUAUAUUAUAUUUCUAUAGCGCACGGAAUAUUGUUAAAUAUAUUAACGGUUUAUAAAAUCAGUGUUGAGAAAUGUUGUAUGCAACGGAAAAUUGACUUAUCCACACGAUGUUAUACCAUUUAGACGGAAUCGUUUUAUCAAGCGCUGUGCAGGAAAAAAACAUUCGUGAACGACGCCGAAUUGCACGGAACAGAAAAACUGAAUCGGGUUUUGAAUGUUUACGAUUUGACGGGCCUGGGCAUCGGUGCGACAUUGGGAUCCGGUGUGUAUGUGUUGGCCGGGAAGGUGGCCAAAUCGAUUACUGGUCCCGCCGUAGUGUUAUCAUUCGUCUUGGCCGCGGUCGUGUCGUCGUUUUCAGGUAUCUGCGGGUCUGACAUUGUAUAGCCAUUGGGUAAUACGUUAAGGGCUGUGAAUCUAAAGCUCUAAAAAUGUAUAAAAUUAAAUUACAUUAUGUAUCCUACAUUUAAAACGUGCCCCCUACAACAGUGGCCUACCCGUCACAUGAUUUUCUUUUUACUGCGGUACUGUAAAUAAAUCCGGGCCUUAUUUUAUUUACAAAAAUUAUAAGUAAAAUUGUUCCCUUUCAUUUUAUAUUUGUUAAAAAUAGUACGUUAAUUUAUAAUACAAAUAAACCAUGUAGUUAGAGAUAUAAGUUAAUGGGCGCAACGACUUUCAGGUAGUCUGAGAAUUCGUUAACGUCUUCUUCUCCUUCGCCUUCAUCAAAACUAUUUGGGGUCAGCCACCCUCGUUCUAAACUUCCAUUUGACCCAGUCUUUCUCUCCCUUUCUUUCCUCCAACGUUUAUUUUCAUUAUAAUUCUUUUUGCUUCAGAUUCUUCUCCCCCAUGACACAUCCAAACCAUCUCAGUCUAUUUUCUCUCAUUUUGUCUACUGUCGAAGCAACGCUUAAGCUACCGUUAUUUACUGUCUUAUUUUGCUCCUCAAAACUCUUACUUUGUUUUACUUUUAUUUAUUCUUCCCUUUCCCUUUCUAUAGUUCCUUGCCUUUAUGUGCCAUUCUCUAUUUGAAAUAUGUUUUAAAUAAUAACUAAAAACAAUCCCUCUAUUUUUAUUUUUAUUAUUAAUUUUAAUAAAUUAUGUUAUUUUUCCGGGCCUUUUUAAAAUCCGAAUUUCGAGCCCAUAGAACUCACAGACCCUCCUCUCCCUUUUUGGGCACUUUGUUACUCAUUAGCAGUAUCCUACACUGUGCGGGUGAACGCACAGUGUACUGGCUGUUUUACAAUUUGAAUAACGUGUUACUUAGUAACUAUAAAAUUAUGAAGUGUUAUUAUAACUUCGAUUUCAGAAAACAGAUACACAAUAUACAUCUAUAUAAAUCUGUUAACUGCUUUUAAGUUAUUCCCUAGAAAACAUCGGUUUUUACACGGAUUUGUAGAAUUUAAAAUGGUUGUUACUUAAAAACUAUUCGUCGAAUAUAAUGUGUGCUGCAUUAAAAUUUUCAGAAAAAUAAUCUUUACAUAAUGGCUAUCUUAAAAUUUUACAAAAAUUAAUAAAAUAAAAAGUAUUUUUUUUUUUAAUUUGAUUACUAAAAAAAUAUAAAAUAUAAAAAUUUGUAGUCCUUAUCCUUGUGAGUAAUAUAUAUAUAUAUAACAGAAUUUGAUUAUCUUUAUUAUCUCCGGAGAUAUUCAAGGGGUAUAUCUUCGUGAGACAGUCUGUCUAUUAUAUGUAUUUGAAAUAAAAUGGUUUAAGAUAAAUUAUAAUAAUAAUUAUCUUUAUAUUCGUUACAGGAGUUUGUUAUGCCGAAUUCGCCGGCAGAGUACCUAAAGCCGGAUCCGCUUAUAUUUACAGUUACGUGGCCGUUGGCGAAUUUAUCGCUUUCGUUAUCGGUUGGAAUUUACUUAUCGAACAUACAAUAGGUGAUAUAACUGUCAAUAAACAAGUAAAUCAAUGAAUGCAUAAAAAAUAAAAAAGGCAAAAGUCAAUACAGAGUGUGUUUCACUUCGUGUAAUAAGUAUUUAAUUAAAAGUUUUGUUUGAAUACAAUAAUACUGUAUCAAAAGAACACUCUAAAAAAUAAGAUGAAAAUAUAAUUAUAGAAAAACCAGGCGAAAUAUCACCCGGUAUAAAUAUAGUACCUUCUAAAAAAUACAGGACUGGACAUGACAUGAUUGAAGGGUGUGAGAGGUUAGUCUUUAAAAUGUUAUAGAAAAGGCGAAGACGGCGCUAGUAUCGCAUGGAGGCAAAAUAUCCGUCCGUUCACUUUUUCGUUUUCGUAACCAUAAGUCAAUUUUGUGUCCAGUCCCUGUAUAAUAUCUUAAUUCAUGAUAAUAAUAUUCACAUCAUAAUUUUGGUGAUGUAUUGAGUACUGAUAUUAUAUUUUGUUACGCAGGUACAGCGUCAGUAGCCAAGGCCACGACUAACUAUUUGGAUUCUUUGCUCGGAGAUCCUCAAAAAAAUUUUAUGAUGAAACAUUUUCCGAUGCACAUGGAAUUCCUAGGCGAAUAUCCGGACGUCGCGUCGUUUAUUUUCGUCAUGGCCAUAGCGCGUAAUAAAAUAAAUAUACACGUUUUAUACUUUAUAAUCAUUUUUCAUUUUUUUUGGGAUUAAAACUAGACAAAUAUUUUUAAAAUUAAUUUGUUUAAUAUCACAGAAAUUCCACAAUAUUUUCUCGAAAAUUGCGAUCCCUAUAUAUAAUAUUACGACUGAUUGUUUUUUUUUGUUUUGAUAUGUGUUAAUAAUAAAUAUUACAGUGCUCGUGGCUUGGGGUGUUCGUAAAUCUUCGACACUCAAUAAUUUGUUUACUACGUUGAACUUGUUGACAGUGACAAUUGUCAUAGUUAGCGGAUUUUAUCUCGGUGAGUAUAUAUACCGCACAAUGGUAGAUAGAGGACUUAAAUACUUAGGAAUAAGGGUGCAGAGCCAGAUUUAUUAGUAAAAACUUGAAUAAAUAUAUUUUAUGAAAAGGAUGUGCUACGGUUACUUUCUAUAAUUCGACCGUAAAAACACUAACAACUAUUUUGCGCUGGCUAUUAUGAAAGAAAAUUUUUAGUAUGAUAAAAAGAGAAUUUGUAUUGUGCAACGUUGAUUUUAAACCAAUGUAUUAUUUGUAAAGGUAUUUGAAUAUGUUUAGUGAAAUUUAAUCUUCUUAAAUGUCGAGAAUAAAUUGAGGGUUACGCAUAGUCAUGCGUAACCCUAUAAAUACGGAAAGUAGCACGUCAUUUUAAUCGAAAAUUAUUCUCCCCUCGGAAGCGCUAUGAAAACAUUUUAAUAAUUGGUGAUUUUUAAUUUUUAAUUUUUUGAAUUUAGGAAAAUUUUCGAAUUGGUUCAUUCCGAAAAGCGAAAUUCCAGCCGGCGUGGACGGUGGCGAAGGUGGAUUCUCGCCGUUCGGUUGGACCGGAAUUGUCGCCGGUGCCGCCAGAUGUUUUUACGCGUUUAUCGGAUUCGAUUCCAUAGCCACGACCGGUUCGGAUUUUAUUUUUUAAUAACCCGUACAACAUAAACGCAAAUUACUAACAUUAUCUCGACAUAAUACCUACGACAUAAUAAUAUGCUACGUGUAUUUGUUUUUAAACAAAACUGGUUAUUGGCGUUUUUCCAUAUUAUUAUAGGCGAAGAGACUAGAAAUCCAAAACGGACCAUUCCCUUGGCGAUCGUUUUGUCGUUGUUUUUCGUCACAUUGGCCUAUUCCGGAGUAGCUUCGGUACUCACACUAAUGUGGCCAUAUUACGAUCAAGUUCGAAUAAAAUCUUCACUACGCGUGAUCGAGUGUCGAUACUAGUUCUGGUUUUUUUUUUUUUUAAGGACACGAACGCGCCGUUGCCAGUCAUCUAUCAGAAAUUGGGACUGCCCGUAAUCAAAUACAUGGUCACGUGUGGGGCGAUAUUUGCUCUGCUCACCACGUGAGUCUGUGAUAAUAAUAUUAUGUUAUUUAAACACAACUGUAUAAAAAAAACUAACUUAUAUACUUCGCACGAUGGGUGGGCCACUGUUGAAGGCGAGAAGUUGUGAAAGUAUAGGGGAAAUUAAAUAUAUAUCUGUGAGCAAAGAUUAAUCAUUGCUAACAAAAUACGAUUCUGAGAAGAGUUCGGUUAUAUAUGUUUUGAAAGGCCGAAAUAUGUACAUUUCUUUGAAAGUAUAAUACGCAUUUCUUACAUUUUUUCCCGGUUAUUCCUAUUUAUUAUGAAAACAAUUGAAAAAUAAAAAAAUAACUUCCUUAAAAUACCACUCCAAUCAUAUUGUCUUUUAGAAAAAAUGCUGCACUUGAGAAUCUGAGUAAAAUUGUUGGUAGAAAAGUUGUUCACUAAUAAUUAACUUAAUAAAUAAAAUAGUAGGGAAGCUGCGAUCGGUGAAAUAUACUAAAUGUGGGAAUUACUACGUCCAAAAACUAAAACUAAUGACAAUAAAAUGAUAAUCACUCUUAAAAACCGUCCGAAAUAAGAUUAUCUCCUCCACAUCCAACAUAUGUCGUAGUUCUCUACUAGUCGGAAAUGUUAAUGUUUGCCAAUAAGAAGUAGAGAACUACGGUAAUAAGUAACGUGAAGAAAUAUUUGAACGGGGUGUACGCGUACAAAAAACUUUGAUCGUACUUACCUAUUUUGCAAUAGUUUAUUCGAUGAUCGUAGUUUUUUAAAUCGCGCUUCCUUGAAGCGAAUUUCCCUACUAGCUGUAUUAAUUUGUGUUUACUGUGCCUGUAUAUUGUGACUUCCCUUAAUCUGAAAAUCAAAGAAAUUCACUGAAAUCUAGAUUCAGAAAAUAUAUAAUAUAGGUCAAAUUGAAUUAACUUUUCUUAUACGGCGUAUUUGAAUGGUGUAUUAUAGUUUAAGCCAUUGCAGUAUGCGACAUAACUUAAAACGGACGAAAAACGAAAAAAUCAUUACUUAUCCUAAAACGUAGAUUAAAAUAAUACGUUCAAUAUUGGAAAAAUUGAUUUGACACGAAAAAUGAAAAAUUCUCCUUUUUUUUUUUUUUUUUUAUGUAAAUAAGUAAUUUUUCACAAUUUGGUGACAUGACAUCAUUUUAACGUGCACCCGCAAAUUAUUAUCAUAGUCAAUUUAUUAUAGGCUUGUAUUAUUGUGUACCUACUGCUAUUUUUCGAUGUUAUUGUUUUCACCGUUUGCGUAACUUUACAAUCUUAAUUUUCGGUGUUUAUUAUUUUUCCCGAUUUUCAUUAGUACUAUUAUUAUAUUAUAACGUUUUUUGAAACUCAAUUUUAUCGUACCCAAAGCCUGGUGGGAACUCUGUUCCCGUUACCACGGAUCCUGUACGCCAUGGCCAGCGACGGUCUGUUGUUUAAGUUUCUAUCGAAGAUCAACGACAAAACCAAGACGCCGUUUAUAGCAACGGUCAUUUGCGGAAUCAGCGCCGGUGAAUAAAAAAACUGUUCGUUAAAUUUUUUAAUAUUUAUACUCUAUUAUAUUUCUAUUUUCACAGGCAUCCUGUCGACCAUAUUCAAUCUCGAUCAACUCGUCGACAUGGCAUCCAUUGGCACGCUAAUAUCGUACAUGAUCGUAUGCGUCUGCAUACUUAUACUUAGGUAACGUCCGCAAUAAUAUUAUUAUUUGAGCAUUUGUAGCUUUAAAAAAAACCCGCUAAAUAUGCAAGUACUGAUGCACUUAAAAACUAUAAAAUUUGCUCUAAAAUUCUUUUUCUGUCAAUUUAAUUAAUUACUUAACAAAAAACAAAAAUAAUUAUCCGCCUUGUUUAAUUGUACGCCGUAAUGAUAAGAUGAAUAAAAAAGUUCCGAAAAGUUCUCCAAAAACCACAAUAAAUUAAAACAAACAUCUUGUUAAAAAACGAGAAAAAGGAAAAAACCUAAAUAUAAAACAUUAUGUAACAUAUAAUUACAGAUUCCACUUUCUGAUGAAGAACAACCUUCAUUCUAUCUAGCCUUUUUUUACGGAUGCGCAAAACAAAUAUGCAAAUUCUAGAAGUUUUUUGCCUUAAUUAUUGUAGGUGCUUGUCUGACAUUUCACAUUUAACGUUACACCUAAUAGUUUUUGUAAAAUGUUCAAAUAUUAAAACGUCUCGUUGACUAAUAUUUUGGUUUAGGUACAAGAACAACACGGACCAACGGAAAGUCACAGCAGAAACGUUUGUCGAGGACAAAUGGUUUAAUUUUUCCAAUGCGAGAACACCAACUGACCAAACUCAACGCAUGUCGAGAGUGUUGAUACUCGUGUAUAGUACGUUUAAUUAUAAAAAGAAUAAUUCCGUACUUGCUCAAAUUUAUAUGAGUUAUCACACGUUUUGUCAAUAUUAAGAGCCAAGAGCCAGAAACAACGGGGAAAUUUCGGAAAAAGUAAAAGUUUCAAGUUUUAAAUGGUUUAAUAGUAAAAUAAAUAUACAUUAUAUAUAUAUAUGUAUAUUUUAAUAAUUUUUCAGUAAUUUUAUUAUGAACGCCGAAAUUUCUCAUUUUUCCAUAAACAAAAAUAGUACAUAUUAUUCUUAAUGUUUAUCAUUAUUUAGCAUUUUGUAUUUUAUGAACGCAUUGUAUAACAGCCGUCGCCGCAUUUGUGUUUUCCUUUUGCUCGGUGAACCUCGGUCUUUACAAAGACGUAUUUCGGCUGUCGCUGACCAUUGCUACAUACGUUUCGUGUGGAGUCCUUUUUGUUACGAUGCUCCUGUUAUACAGAUUGCCACAAGCCGCCGAACAAUUAUCGUUUAAGGUGAGACGAGAAAUUGAAUGUUGUGUCAUGUGACGGACAUUUUUUAACUUAUUAUUAUUUUUGAGGACGUUAACGUGUACUUAUCAUUGCAUGGAAAACACGACUUGGACGAAAACGGUAACUGCAGUUUCCAAAAACUUAAUACAGAACGUUUGAAAUUCGCAAAAAUUUAAUUAAAUUCAUUUUUCUAGUAAAGUCGAUUAGUGCACGUACGUUAAUAAUUUUUAGAGUUAAAUUUUCACCGGUUUACAGGAUAAUUUACGUUUGUAAAUCUGAUGAUUUAAAAUUUAAACUAAAACUAAUUUACAUAUACCAAACAUUAUCGAACAAACUAUGAAAAUCAUUUGUGAAAAAAAACCCCACGGAAGAUAACGUUUAAAAAAAAAAAAAAAAAAAAAAAAAAAAAUAUUAACACAAUAAUUUAACAUUGAUGCGUAUAGAACGUCUGUUAAAUUUAAGUAUUUUUACUCUACGAGGAAAUGUACAGCGAAGGCGAUAAAAUCUAUUUGGUUUUUUUUGUUUUACAGGUACCUUUGGUUCCUUUUGUACCGUGUGUGAGCAUACUGCUUAAUAUAUACCUGAUGAUGGAACUCAAUAUAAAAACGUGGAUAAGAUUCUGUUUGUGGCUAGUAGUAGGUCGGUAUUGGCGAUACGGAAAAAUUCGUAUCGAUCACAUUAUUACAAUAAUAUAUCUACUUCUUCCUUCUUCAUUAUUAUCUGUAAUUAUCGUAGAGUUGUUUGUUACCACCACACUAUGUCUCAGCCAACGCAUUCUUUGGGUUUUUUCGUAACUGGUAACUGGCGUUAAAUUUAAUAUUCUUUAUUGAACUUUGAAGAAGGAAGUUAAAUAGUUAUUAAGAUCACAUUACAUGACGUACUCGUAUAAUAAUUAUAAUUAUAAUAAUAAUCGACUUUUCUCUUUUAUUUCUCUAAUUCCGUAAACACUGUGUGUUAAUUUAUAAUACUAAUAAUGAAAAUAUUGCUUAUUUUUUUUUCUUAUAGGAUUAUUCAUAUACGCGUUUUACGGAGUUCGGAACAGCGUGGAAAGCAUAAAACAACGGGCCUUAAAAGACAUAAAGAACGAACCAGAAAUAUUUUAA